This is a messenger RNA of Dryobates pubescens (Downy woodpecker), 927 nucleotides long. RefSeq names its product chromosome 9 C18orf21 homolog (gene RMP24). The coding region runs from base 189 to 845 and encodes 218 amino acids. Lineage: Eukaryota; Metazoa; Chordata; Aves; Piciformes; Picidae. The transcript has 5 exons. The record is from RefSeq and is a predicted model, not a curated record.
CGGAGCGCACCCACGUCCCCCGCGCCGAACUAAGCGGGGCGCCCUGGGCCCGUCCGAUCUAGGAACCGUAGUGCUGCGGCGUCAGCCACCCUCCGAGCCGCGGCGCAGCGCUGCACAUCGUUCCCUUCCCCGCCCCAGCCGCCGGACCUGGCUGCUGGCGGCUUCCGGCCGGGCGGGCGCGCGGUGCUAUGGGGAGGCAGCGGCAGUUCCUGGAGGUGGCAGCGGAGCUGGUGGCGGGCGGCUGCCCGGGCCAGGCGCGGUUCCUGCUGUGGACGCUCCGCAGCUCCCGAGAUAAUGAAGGUGGAUUUGAAGGAAUAUGCCCUUACUGCUUCCAGUUCCUGGCUCCUGACAGCUGCCGGGUGCGUCUCAAACCGAAGAUGAAACUGACUCCCCAGAUAGAGAAGGUUCUUAAACGAGAGGUGAAGAACCACAACCUUGAUAUGAAACAGACAAAGCUUUUGAGAAAGUACAGGGAGUCAAGAAGUGUUCUGCUGGUUACUUGCAACUUGUGCAACAAAACAACAAGACAAUAUGGGAGAAGCAGGGCUGCCAAGACAGCCAGCUUUUGCACUCCAAACAAGAAAUCUAGCCUGAGAACACCAGAUGUAAAAAUACAAUCUGCAAACAAAGCGACACCUGUAAGCUGCAGUAGGUUGGGAUAUAAAGGAAGCAGUCCUUCAUCUUGUCCCAGAACGCGUGCAUCCAGACAGGAGACAACCAGUUCCGCUUCCAAGACUCCCCGAAGCUCCAAACUUCACUUCUCAAAGCUAAAACAGAUGCUCAGCCUGGAGGAAAAACAGAAAAGCCAGAAGGCAGAUUUGAAGACCUUUCUGAGUUUCCUUUAGUUACCUCUUAGUUCAAAGGGAUGAACAUUGCAGCAAUAACCAUUGGUCCAAUUUUAAUAAAUGAGCAAAGCAAUUUCUUUAA